AUGGAAACACAGGAAGAUUGUACAAUUAGAAGAGGACAACCCAUUCGUCAUUAUCAAAAUGAUUACAAACCUGAUGGACAUACAAGUUCAAUGCUGGUGAAUCAAUCACAAUACUUAAAUGUUGGAAGAUCUACUGUAAGAAUAGCUGUAUACUUAAUGACUGGAAUUUUUCUAACAAUGGAUAUUGAACAAAAUUCCACUGCACACCAAAUUCUUGCAAUGAUACAAUCCGAAGGGGAACUGGGAUUAACAAGAACCCCUUUGUUCACUGGUCAAACAGUAUUUGCUUUAUGGCUUUGUUCUUCAAGAUUAGAAGUGCAAUUACGUCCAAAUCAUAAGCCUAUAGAGUUGGCUGCCAAAUGGAAUCGUUUGGUAAAGAAGUACAGUUCUCAGAGGGAAGACACAGAUGAAGAACCAUUGCUGUGCCUUAGGAGAAAUGUGUUUCUUUCUCGUUCAGAUGAGGAACAAAUAAAAGAAGCUAAAGUGUUAGAACUAUUGUAUGCAGAGGCUAGAAAUAAUGUGUUACAGGGGCGUUACCCUUGUGAAGGUCAAGCAAGAUAUGCAAGUUUGGGAGCGUUGCAGGCACGCAUUGAAUUAGGCCCGUAUAAUCCUCAAAGUCACACGUUAGCGUUCUUUAGAAGACAUCGUGGUCGAUUUUUACCUCAUCAUUACACUUCUCCUAGUCUAUUAUUAGGACUCGGCGUUGGAUUGGGAUUAGUAGGAGGAAAAGGUGCACCAGAGACUCGCCUCCUCGAACAGUACAAACGAAUACCUAAUCACACGGGAACUAAUACGAAUUCGAGGAAACUCAUCAGAAAAUAUUUGGAAUUUUGCUGGAGUUUACCGUGUUACGGUGCAGCUUUCUUUCAAGGUCAAAUCGAACGUCCUGUGAGGGGCCUUGCAUCGUGGAUCACAAAUCGUGAUAUGCACGUACUUAUAGCUAUUAAUUCGUCGGGUGUAUAUGUCGUGGACGACAUCCAAUGCAGUUUAUUAUUGGGUCUAAGGUAUUCAGAGUUAAGCUGGGAAAUGGCAAAGCCUUCUGACGAAGGUAAUCUGGACUGUCUGCCUUGUUUAUUUCUACAGUUUCCUAUACGAGAGAACGGAGCGCGAGUUUAUAAAAUUCUACAAGUAUUCUCAAGACAAGCAAUAAUGAUGGAUACGUUGAUUUCUGGUUUCGCCGAAGAACAUCGUCGACACGGGACUAACGGUGAUGUUGCAAAUACCGAUCGUUUAACGGAUCAUACGAUAGGUUCUAAUACCGGAAGCUUUACUAAUAAACUCAGUAAAUUCACAUUAGCCACGUUCGACGAUGAAGGUCGAUGUAUCGGACAAAUGGGGUCUUGGUCUUUUCAGUGA
Molecule: messenger RNA, 1356 nt
Organism: Habropoda laboriosa
Lineage: Eukaryota; Metazoa; Arthropoda; Insecta; Hymenoptera; Apidae
Gene: Bili
Product: FERM domain-containing protein 8
Exons: 6
Coding region: 1-1356 (451 amino acids)
Biological process (GO): negative regulation of canonical Wnt signaling pathway
Cellular component (GO): plasma membrane; cytoskeleton
Source: RefSeq, a predicted model, not a curated record